Nannospalax galili (Upper Galilee mountains blind mole rat) is the source of this 3144-nucleotide messenger RNA. It is a transcript of the gene Pus7, whose product is annotated as pseudouridine synthase 7. The record is from RefSeq and is a predicted model, not a curated record. NCBI's taxonomy places the organism in Eukaryota, Metazoa, Chordata, Mammalia, Rodentia, Spalacidae. Gene Ontology annotation, molecular function: pseudouridine synthase activity; RNA binding. Gene Ontology annotation, cellular component: nucleus. Bases 119 to 2245 code for a protein of 708 amino acids. The transcript has 17 exons. Gene Ontology annotation, biological process: pseudouridine synthesis.
CGGGCUCCUCCCCGGGGGCGUGGCCGGCGGGGCGCGGCGCUGCACGGUGCUGCACGUGUACGAGCCCGGCGGCCAGCCGAACCUGUGCGUGUGGGUCCCGGCGCUGCCUGUGUUGCCUAUGCGGCUCCCCGCUCGCCGCUCCCUCCUCCAAGUGGCCUCAGCCCUCCUGCUCCGGAGCGGAGCGCCGGCCUCCUUGCCGCUUGGCCCGCGUUCGCAGGCUCCUGAUUCUCUUAAAUGUUUUCUUGGAAGCUUAAAGAUGGAAAUGACAAGCAUGUCCCUGAAACGCGGGUGCCUUGCUGUGGAAGAUAAUGAUAGUGUGGCUCCUGAGGAGACAAAAAAACAGAAGGUCUCAGAGUGCUGUCUGACCAGAUCUCAAGAUGGGGCAGAGAAUGACUGUCUGCCGAGUAGUGAGAUCAAGCCUGGGCCUCCAGAAGUUGAAAGUGCCAAGAAAGGUGAAAAGAAUUUCAGUGGUCAGGUGCAAGAAGAAGAAGAGGAGGAAGAUGGCCUUUCUGAGGCAGGGCAGGAGGAGGAGCCAGAGAGUUUUGCAGACAUGAUGAAGCAUGGCCUCACUGAACUUGAUGUAGGCAUCACCAAGUUUGUGAGUUCUCAUCAAGGAUUUUCAGGAAUCUUAAAAGAAAGGUACUCUGACUUCAUCGUUCAUGAAAUAGGAAAAGAUGGACGGAUCAGCCAUUUGGAUGACUUGUCUGUACCAGUGGAUGAAGAGGAUCCUUCUGAAGACGUAGUUACAGUUUUGACAGAUGAAGAAAAGCAGCAAUUGGAAGAGCUCCAGCUUUUUAAAAAUAAAGAAACCAGUGUUGCCAUUGAGGUUAUUGAGGACACCAAAGAGAAAAGAACUGUCAUCCAUCAAGCUAUUAAAUCUCUCUUCCCAGGAUUAGAGACAAAAACAGAGGAUAGAGAAGGCAGAAAAUAUAUUGUAGCCUACCAUGCAGCUGGGAAAAAGGCUUUGGCAAAGGUCAGAACUGCAGCAGAUCCAAGAAAACAUUUUUGGCCAAAAUCUAGAGGAAGCUACUGCCACUUUGUUCUCUAUAAGGAAAACAAAGAUACCAUGGAUGCUAUUAAUGUACUGUCCAAAUAUUUAAGAGUAAAACCAAACAUAUUCUCUUAUAUGGGAACCAAAGACAAAAGGGCUAUAACAGUUCAAGAGAUUGCUGUUCUCAAAAUAAGUGCACAAAGACUCGCCCACCUAAAUAAGUGCUUGAUGAACUUUAAGCUGGGAAAUUUCAGCUAUCAGAAAAACCCUCUGAAAUUGGGAGAGCUUCAAGGAAAUCACUUCACAGUUGUUCUCAGAAAUAUAACAGGAACUGAUGAACAAGUACAACAAGCUAUGAAAUCGCUCAAGGAGAUUGGAUUUAUUAACUACUAUGGAAUGCAACGAUUUGGAACUACAGCUGUCCCUACAUAUCAAGUUGGAAGAGCUAUUCUACAGAAUUCCUGGACAGAAGUCAUGGAUUUAAUACUGAAACCUCGUUCUGGAGCUGAGAAGGGGUACUUGGUGAAAUGCAGGGAAGAAUGGGCCAAGACUAAAGACCCAGACGCUGCCCUCAGAAAACUACCGGUCAAAAGGGGUGUGGAAGGGCAGCUGCUUCGAGGACUUUCAAAAUACGGGAUGAAGAAUAUAGUCUCUGCAUUUGGCAUAAUACCAAGAAAUAAUCGCUUAAUGUAUAUUCAUAGUUAUCAAAGCUAUGUGUGGAAUAACAUGGUGAGCAAAAGGAUAGAAGACUAUGGGCUGAAACCUGUCCCAGGGGACCUUGUUCUCAAAGGAGCCACAGCCACCUAUAUUGAAGAAGAUGAUAUUAAUAAUUACUCUAUUCAUGAUGUGGUGAUGCCUUUGCCCGGUUUUGAUGUUAUCUACCCAAAACAUAAAAUUAGUGAAGCCUACAGAGAAAUGCUCACAGCAGACAAUCUUGAUAUUGACAACAUGAGACAUAAAAUUCGAGAUUAUUCCUUAUCAGGGGCUUACCGAAAGAUCAUUAUUCGGCCUCAGAAUGUUAGCUGGGAAGUCGUUGCAUAUGAUGAUCCUAAAAUUCCACUUUUCAACACGGAUGUGGACAACCUAGAAGGAAAACCACCACCAGUGUUUGCUUCUGAAGGCAAAUACAGGGCUCUGAAAAUGGACUUUUCUCUUCCUCCUUCCACCUAUGCCACCAUGGCCAUUCGAGAAGUGCUGAAAAUGGAUACCAGCAUCAAGAACCAGACCCAGCUGAAUACAAAUUGGCUCCGCUGAGGAGUAUCUUAUCCACAGAAGAGAAAAUGCAGACAAGUGUUUGCUUACCAACCUCCUGUUCAUUUUUUUAAGUAUUGGCCAUAUUUGGAUUUUGAAUCUUUGUAGUAAAGGAUUAUUUGUAUUUUUUUAAGUUUGUAUCAGCUUAAAGAAAUAAUUUGCAAUAUUUAUAUACAUGUACAAAUCCUGAGGAUCCUAAUAAUAGCUCAGAAGAUAUAUGAACUGGUCAAAAUAUACUUUAUGGACUGGAGAAAUAGCUCAGUGGUUAAGAGCACUGGCUGCUCUUGUAGAAGACCCAGGUUUGAAUCUCAGCACCCACAUGGUGGCUAACAAUUAUGUUUAACUCCAGUUCCAGUGAACCUGACGCCCUCUUUUGGCCUCUGCAGGCACUGCAUGACACGGGUGCACUUACAUACAUGCAGACAAAACACUCAUACACAUUAAAUAAAUAAAUAUACUUUAGGUGCUUAUAUCAUUGUACAAAUUCGGCUUUUUGACUUUAUGAUAAAGAAGGACUGUAACAAUUGUAGAUUUCACUGCAUACCUCAAGAAUAGGAGGUUUUAAAAUAUCCAUGACUUUAAGAGCAACUGGAACAAAACAAAUCCUGACUAUGGAAAAUUAGAGGAUCUGCACUAAGAACAUACAGAACCUAUACUGGUUUAAAUGACAAGACAUCUGCAGGUUUAUAAACACAAAAGUGAUUAUCAUUUGCAGCUGUGUACCAGGUUCAGGUAAGCAUUUGUGUACUUUUUAGUUUACAAUGGCUUUUGCAUUUAUAGUAUCAGUGUCUUUUAGGAGAGCCUAUUUCUUGAUAUAAACAUAUGUAGUUGUUUUUAUUGAUUAAGGUCUAAUUUUACUCUGGGUGCCUUUUAUGUUCAGAACUAUUUUUCCACUGGACUAG